Messenger RNA from Danaus chrysippus (African queen), 207 nucleotides. Lineage: Eukaryota; Metazoa; Arthropoda; Insecta; Lepidoptera; Nymphalidae. The record is from the annotation of a GenBank genome assembly.
AUGCAAAAUAAAAUAUCGGGAGCAUCCUGUAGGAGGGUUGAUGUUGGCCCGUGCCUGAUGUUCGCACCCCGCGUCACACACCAGUCCUGCCACGACCGCGCCGGCGAGCGGACCGCUUACCCCGUGACGUUCCAUAAACAAAAAUUCAAAUUUGGAACAGCCGAAGGUUUUUAUCUAAACAUCCGACGUGCUGGGGUGAUCGCCUGA